Monopterus albus (swamp eel) is the source of this 1087-nucleotide messenger RNA. RefSeq names its product hydroxycarboxylic acid receptor 1-2 (gene hcar1-2). Gene Ontology annotation, molecular function: G protein-coupled receptor activity. The coding region runs from base 1 to 990 and encodes 329 amino acids. Gene Ontology annotation, biological process: G protein-coupled receptor signaling pathway. NCBI's taxonomy places the organism in Eukaryota, Metazoa, Chordata, Actinopteri, Synbranchiformes, Synbranchidae. The record is from RefSeq and is a predicted model, not a curated record. The transcript has a single exon. Gene Ontology annotation, cellular component: membrane.
AUGAAUCUCACGCACUCAGAGAAGUGCUGUGCCUUCGAAACUCCCAUCCUGGACCAGGUUUUGCCUGCAGUACUGAUCCCCGAGUUUGUGUUUGGACUGAUGGGGAAUGUUGUCGCCCUGUGGAUGUUCAUGUUUCACAUGGACUCGUGGAAGCCCAGCUCUGUGUACCUGGCUCACCUGACUGUCGCUGACUCAGUUGUGCUGUUCUGCCUCCCUUUCAGAGCAGACUACUACAGCCGUGCAAAAAACUGGCUCUACGGCGAUGUCCCCUGUCGCGUCCUGCUCUUCAUGCUGGCCGCCUGCCGUGCAGCAGGGAUCUUCUUCCUCACUGCUGUGGCUGUUGAUCGUUACUUCAAGAUUGUCCAUCCAUUGUGCAGGAUCAACCGAAGGGGCCUGAUAACUGCUCUCUGGGUCUCCCUCGGCCUCUGGGGUCUGAUUUUUCUCGCCACGGGGUACCUUCUUACCGAUAAGCACUUCUUCUACUACAGCAAUCGUACGCAGUGUGAGAGCUUCAACAUCUGCAUGGACUUCAGCCCCCUUGCCACCUGGCACAAUACUCUGUAUGUUGCCCAGUUUGUCCUGCCUGCUGUAAUCGUAGCCUUCUGCACCAUCAGAAUCACAUGGCAGCUGAGAAACAGGACUGUGGACAAGACGGGGAAAAUCAAACGAGCUGUGCAGUUUGUCUUGGCUGUGGCUUUCACCUUUAUUACCUGUUUCCUUCCCAGCACCGUAUCACGUAUCGCUGUAUGGAUUCUCAAGGUAUGGUACAACGACUGUGAAUACUUUGAAGAGGUCAACCUGGUGUUCUACACCACGGUGUGUUUCACCUACUUCAACAGUGUCCUCAACCCUCUGGUCUAUUAUUUCUCGAGCCCUGUCUUUAGUGGCACCUUCAGGAAGAUGGUGAAUAAACUGUUGAAAAGGUCUGAUCUUGAUCAGACCUUUUCAACAGAGAAUGACAUUUCCACCAUCGAUGGUAGAAGGGUAUAAAGCUGGCUGCUCACUCUGCAGGAAUACUCAACAUUUAACUUACCAAAUGAAUACAUAGUGCAUGUUCAAGGCCUGGCUAUUGAUAAAAAUGUAUUAA